AAGCGCUGCCGUUCGUUCGUUCGUUCGUCAUCCUUGAAGUUCUUUCUGCGGACUGUGUCCCACCUUCCGACCUCUGAGAGGCACAUUUCCGCGGCUAGUCCGUGAUUCUUCGUUCAUUUUCCUGUCUGGGACAGCUGGCCGAUUACUUGAUCAUUUUCAUUUCAAGAACCCUCGGGGCAUCUGUCAUUCAUUAUCAUGGUUUCGAAUCUACCCCAUUUCACGCCGUUCUCUGCUUCUCAAGCAAAAGGAUUGAUUGUUGUUCCCGUGUUUGCCUUGCUAUCUGCAAUAGCGCUCGUUUUCAUAGUUUUCAGGAGUAUACGUCUUGUGGUGAUCCAGCGUAAUGGGUUGGCGUGCAAAGCCCCGGAGAACCUAUUCUUCCGUACCCAGCUGGGCCAUUAUGCUGCCUCCCUUGUUUUGAGCAAUGUUUUCAUCACCGCAGCUGGGCUCAUGGAGUUUUUCUGGGUCAAACAAUCUGGGAUUCAUCAAGGCUCCAUGUGUACUUUCCAAGCUGUCCUCAUGCAGAUUGGUAACUGGUCCACCUGUUUCUUCUCGAUUGCUAUUGGUGUCCACACGUGCAACUCCCUGGUUUUUCGCCUCUACCAAAUUAGCUGGCUGAGCGUGACGGUCAUCGCCUUUGGAUGGAUCAUGUCACUGGUGAUUGCACUGGCACCUCUCAGCCAGGCUGGUGUCUACGGCCCAGUCACCGUUUCUUGUGGCGUUACGACGGCAUAUCCCAGCAUGAUAUUCGGGCUUGAAGCUUUUCCAGUCAUCCUCGUGUCUGUACUUUCGGUCAUUAUUUACUCCCCGGUCUACCUUGUCCUCCGCGGCAUUCUGCACGUCAAUUGGGGCAUCAAGCCGACUUUCAAGGCUCAGGGACGAUGGUGUGCUGUGACCGACUCUGAGGACUACCACCGCUUCAUGGUAGCCGUCGCGAAGACGAUGUUUUGGUUCCCUAUUGCAUUCGUCUCCCUCUUCUUGCCGUUUACGGUUGCAAAUCUGGCGCAGUUCUCCGGUCGUACUAUCCCAUUUGGAGCAGAUGUAUUCGCGCAUGUAUGCUCGUUUAUGCUUGGGCUUGUCAACGUCGGUCUCUUGUACAACACCUUCCGUGUGCUCAGUCCAGUUUUCCAUGGUCUGACAGUCCCAAAGCUUCAGAUCGAUACAGAGAAGACUUUUGGAAAUAACGCUUUCGACGAAUCGCCUAUUCUUCCUCCGGUUGCUCACAUGCCCAAAGGACCGCUUUUGCCUCUGUACAAUGAUGCAUCCAAGGCAAUAUCCCCAGUCUCGCUCUCAGAGUUUCCGGCAAUUAAACAGCACUCUCGCAACUCGUCUACCGCAAGUACUGAUUCCACGACCCACUUGUUGAGCUUCAAGAGGACACCUUCGAGGUAUCACAAGAUGAGGGUCAGGCAGGGCGAGUCGAUGCUGCCUCUGUCUCGCAGCAUUCUCACUCCUGCGGAGCUCAACCGUCAGCUCGAUGCUGCAUCUGAUACGGAGAGCCUCAAGGGUCACAACCUUUGCCUCGACUUGCCUAUGGCUGAGAUCAACACAGCCAAGAUGGCCGUUGUAACUGUCAGCCUAUCACCUGCACCUCGUUCUGCUGUUGCAUCAGUGAUCACCGCCUCUCCGAUUGUGCCUGUACCUGUACAAUCCACGAACGCUUCUCCCAUCAUGAGGCAGUUCACUGCGGCCUUUGGGAGCUCGAGCCGCAAGUCGUCCAAGUUUGGACCACGACCAAAAGGCAGUGGUAAAUUGCCCCUCACUCUUCCUGUUGGGCCGCCGCUUUCACCUAUCCCUGCCUCUCCGUCUGUCAAGAGUCCAACAAAAAAGUUUGUCUCGCGACUCCGCAUACCUUCUACAAGACGCAGACCUACCCCAUUGGAUCUCACUGAUGUCACUCCUGCGAUACCUGUCGUUCGGCCCCUACCUGCUAUUACUAUAAAGGUUGAGGCUCCUCAGAAAGUUGAUAAAGGUAAAGGCAGAGCCCUACCAUCACCUACAACUCUUCCUGUGGAAAAGGAUACCAUGUCUCGUUCCCUACGACCAUUACCUCAAUUCCCUCGAAACAGUGCAGCAUCCUCUUCUUCUAUGGAACGUAGUCGUAGCACUGAUCCUGCUGCAUCCCAUGAACGACAAUCCCUCUCAUCCGAAUCUUCCAUAUCUUCCUUCAUAGACAGCCCUGAAAGCAUCUAUUCAAGCGGCACAGUCGAGGGAGGAAGUGGGAAGGCCCUGCCGACCAUUCCACGGACGCGCGACAACACCAUUGACAGGGAGGACAGCAUCGAUUCCGAGUCGUCUUCGCCCCCUUCUUUCGAGAAGCGCAAACGGGCCCCUCGAAGUGAAAGAUCGACUUGGACGACAGUAUGGUCGCAGGAGAGUGCUCUUGCCACAAGCCAGCCUCCGGACGCAGAGGCCAUGGCUGCAUAUGCAUCACUUGUCCCUGGCGCGAGUGUGAUCAAGGGUGAUCAGACGAGCAUAGAAAAUCUUCCGAAGAGGCAGGAAGUUCCUCCUGUUCAGAUACCAUCUGCACUUCGGGCAGGCAAAUUGGCGGCAAAGCUGCCGGGUAUCCCGCCUUGGCUACGGGCAUGAUUCAGAGGGCUGGACUCAAUAUACUUACUGAACAAUCUUGACGCUACUUGAGACACGAUA
Messenger RNA from Suillus clintonianus, 2646 nucleotides. RefSeq lists its product as uncharacterized. The coding region runs from base 196 to 2586 and encodes 796 amino acids. Gene Ontology annotation, cellular component: plasma membrane. NCBI's taxonomy places the organism in Eukaryota, Fungi, Basidiomycota, Agaricomycetes, Boletales, Suillaceae. The record is from RefSeq and is a predicted model, not a curated record. The transcript has 9 exons. Gene Ontology annotation, biological process: adenylate cyclase-activating G protein-coupled receptor signaling pathway. Gene Ontology annotation, molecular function: G protein-coupled receptor activity.